Molecule: messenger RNA, 1266 nt
Organism: Anopheles moucheti
Lineage: Eukaryota; Metazoa; Arthropoda; Insecta; Diptera; Culicidae
Gene: Mat1
Product: CDK-activating kinase assembly factor MAT1
Exons: 2
Coding region: 193-1137 (314 amino acids)
Biological process (GO): regulation of transcription by RNA polymerase II; nucleotide-excision repair; positive regulation of cyclin-dependent protein serine/threonine kinase activity
Cellular component (GO): transcription factor TFIIH holo complex
Molecular function (GO): cyclin-dependent protein serine/threonine kinase activator activity
Source: RefSeq, a predicted model, not a curated record
CAAAUUUUCCUGCUCGGGAAAGAUGCUCACAAUUGGUUAAUUUCCGGUUUUCAGUGAAAGAUUUGUGUCCAAAUGAAGAAUCGUUACAUUGUUCUUCAGUAAAGCAGACAGGAAACUAUAUUGGAAUUGUUGUGUAGUGGAAAUCUGUAUCUGUAAUUUGUAUCUGCCAACCCACCGGAACAAAAGAUCGCCAUGGAUGAUCAAGUUUGCCCGCGAUGCAAAACGACCAAAUAUCGGAAUCCAUCGCUAAAACUGAUGGUGAACGUGUGUGGUCAUACAUUGUGCGAAAGCUGCGUAGAGUUACUGUUCCUCAAAGGGUCUGGUUCCUGUCCGGAGUGUAAUGUGGCGCUGCGAAGAAGCAACUUUCGCGUGCAGCUGUUCGAGGAUUCCAACGUCGAUAAGGAAGUACAGAUCCGCAAGCGUAUUCUGAAGGAUUUCAACAAAAAGGAGGAUGAUUUCGCAUCGCUGGACGAGUACAACGAUUACCUCGAAACGAUUGAAGAGCUCGUGUUUAACCUCUGCAACAACAUCGACAUCAUAAACACGAACAAACGGAUCGAACAGUACAAGCGGGAUAACCGGGACGUUAUUAUGAAGAACAAGAGCAAACUAAGCAAGGACGAGCUAGAGCUGGAACAGAUAGUCGAGUAUGAGAAGGAACAGUUUGAGCAGCGCCGCAAGGAGUUGGCCAUGAUUGAGGCGGAAAAUAGGAAACAGAAGACGAAAAAUAAGGAAGAACUGAUCGAUUCGCUUAUGGCAAGCUACGAGGAUGCGAAUGCGAUUGUUGAUAAGUUUACACAGAAAGCAGAACAGUCGCAGAUUCAGUUGCCGAAACCGGCCGCGCCACCGCCGGUAGCAAAGCAAACACACUUCUCGUCGGGCAUUGCGACCGGAUUCCAGGGUCAGCAUGGAUUCCUGGCCGUUCCGAAGCUAGAGGAGGGCCCAUUGUUUACGUAUGAAUCACAAGGCUUCGAAACUGGUGGUCCGGCACCGCCUUCGCUGGAGGAGGUGAUUGACAGCGGCUAUAUUUCUCAUAUACGACCUGAAAACUUGGCCGAAAAAGCGGGUGGUUUCCAAACAAAUAUUUCUUGUCUACGGGCUAUUCAGGAAGCAUUGGCAGGAUUGUACCACGGGUAGAAGUAGAUGUAAGAAAAUAAAUUUGCCUUACUUGAAUUCGUGUGAUAAACUUUCAUUAAAAAAGAGCUUUGGUCACAAUUCGAAACAAUGCCAAAGUUUUAUCAAAACGUUGAUCUUUCGCUAUAAAUU